Messenger RNA from Cololabis saira (Pacific saury), 4778 nucleotides. RefSeq names its product contactin-associated protein-like 4. The coding region runs from base 296 to 4225 and encodes 1309 amino acids. The record is from RefSeq and is a predicted model, not a curated record. Lineage: Eukaryota; Metazoa; Chordata; Actinopteri; Beloniformes; Belonidae. The transcript is spliced from 25 exons.
CAUAAGCCAAAGUUUCUGAUUAUUUGGCAGCCCAGUCACCAAGGACGAUGUUUGCAGUUUCUUGAAACCAGGGACAAGUCUCAUCUCAACGCCUGUCUUCGGCUGAGGGCAGACUGCGUGAGAGCAUCCUUCCUCCUCAGUAGGUGCCGGCCAGCAUCUACACACUGCUGCAGGCUCUGCUGCUGCAGCGCAGCGCACCGGAGCGGAGCUGGAGAAGAGAGGAGAGGAGAGGAGGAGGAGGAGGUGGAAGGACGGAACGCGGAGAGUACACUCUGCAGAAUCCCGUCGCUUAAACAUGUCUCUGGGGAGUAAAAGACUCGGUGGGAUUAUUGCACUCAUCGCCUCAGCGCUUCUCGGGUCUUGUGGGGCAGAUGGAGAAGAGGUAUGCGACAACCCGCUGGUUUCCAGUCUGCCACCAUCUUCCUUUAGAAGCUCCUCUCAGCUGUCCAGCAGUCAUGGACCAGGAUUUGCAAAAGUCAACAGGAGAGAAGGAGCUGGGGGCUGGUCUCCUCUGCACUCGGACAAAUACCAGUGGUUGGAGGUUGAUCUGGGAAGGCGAACACAAAUCACCGCUGUUGCCACGCAGGGUCGCUAUGGCAGCUCUGACUGGCUGAUGGCCUACCUGUUGAUGUUCAGUGACACAGGACACAACUGGAGACAACACCGACAGGAAGACAGCUUAGGGGCUUUCCCUGGUAACACUAACGCCGACACCGUGGUCCAGUACAAACUGGAGCAGCCAGUGAUUACUCGCUACCUUCGUCUGAUCCCGCUCGACUGGAACCCCGCUGGGAGAAUUGGACUCAGGCUGGAAAUUUAUGGCUGUGGAUAUUCUUCUGAUGUGACAAGUUUUGACGGCAACAGCAGCUUGGUCUUCAGACUGAGCGCCAGGCCGAGCAGGACAGCGAUGGAGAUCAUUGCUCUAAAGUUUAAAACUCUGAAGAAUUCAGGGACGCUGCUGCAUGCAGAGGGACAGAGAGACCACAGCCUCAACCUGGUGCUGGAGAAAGGAAAGCUGCUGCUCUACCACCAGCAAGGUGUGAGUUCCCUCUCUGGUGGUCAGCUUCUUGUUUCUCUGGGUAGCUUGCUGGAUGACCAGCACUGGCACCAUGUAAAGCUGGAGCGGCUUAGCACUCACCUCAACCUCACUGUGGAUAAAAACACCCAGCAGGUUCACGUACCAGCUGAGCUGAGCCACUGGCACGUCCACACGCUGAGUGUGGCAGCUGUCCAGAGCCACGGACUACAGAAACCCAUCCUCCCCAACAGGAACUUUCACGGCUGCCUCGAAAACCUGAUUUAUAAUGAUCUUAACCUGAUAGACCUGGCCAAGCGGAGCAGUACACAGGUCAUUGUAGUGGGCAAUGUGACCUUUUCUUGUUCCGAGCCAGUUUCAGUUGCUGUGACAUUCACUGACUCCAGCAGCUUCCUCCAGCUGCCUGGACUGACAUCAGAGUCAUCGGGGAUUGUUUCUAUAACACUACAGUUCAGGACAUGGAACAGGGCAGGCCUGCUCCUGACCUUUUUCCAAAUUCAGCAAGAAAGCUCGGUCUUCCUGUACCUAAGUGAGGCCCGGCUUCGCCUUCAGAUCAAUAAAGCUGGCAGGACACUCCUGGAGCUCAGCGCUGGUUCAGGUCUGAACGAUGGUCAGUGGCAUUCUGUGGAGCUGACAUCCAAACAAGAUCAUCUGGGCAUCACUGUAGACAAGGACGAAGGAGCCACAGCACACACCAGCAUCCCACUUCCUCUGACCUCAGACAGCCAGCUCUUCUUUGGUGGUUGUCCUGCUCAGGGAAGCAGUCUGGAGUGUAGGAACCCCUUCCGAGGCUUUCAGGGCUGUUUGCGUCUGUUGACUCUGGACGGCCAUGCGGUUGAUCUGAUCAAAGUGCAGCAAAGACUGCUGGGAAACUACAGCCACCUGCAGAUUGAUAUGUGUGGCAUUAUUGACAGGUGUUCCCCCAGUCACUGUGAACAUGGAGGUAAAUGUACUCAGUCAUGGAGCACCUUCCAUUGUAACUGCUCCAGCAGCGGCUACAGAGGAGCCACCUGCCACAGCUCAACGUAUGAACAAUCGUGUGAGAUAUAUAAACAUAAAGGCAACACAUCGGGACAUUAUUACAUAGACGUGGAUGGCAGCGGACCAGUUAAACCCCAGUUGGUCUAUUGUAACGUCACAGAGGACGAGACUUGGGUGGUUAUUCAUCACAAUAACACAGACAUGACAAGAAUUCAGUCCUCGGAUGAGAGAAAUCAACACUUUACCCACUUUAACUACUCUUCUGAAGAGGAGCAGCUGGCGGCCAUCAUCAGUCAGUCAGAGCACUGUGAGCAGGAGCUAUCCUACCACUGCAGGAGGUCCCGCCUUUUCAACACCCUCGAUGGUACUCCGUUCAGCUGGUGGGUGGGAGGCCCAGGUCCAGGUCAGGUCCAGACCCACUGGGGUGGCGCUCUGCCUGGCAGCCGGCAGUGUUGGUGCAGUCUGCAGGACAAAUGUCUAGACUCCAGUUACUACUGCAACUGUGAUGCUGACUACGACCAAUGGACCAAUGACUCGGGCCUGAUCACCCAUAAGGAGACCCUCCCAGUCCGGUCUCUGGUGCUGGGUGACAUCCAUCGGCCAGGGUCAGAAGCUGCCUACAGGGUGGGACCACUGCGUUGUCAUGGAGACAAAAACUUUUGGAAUGCCGCAUUUUUUGAUAGGAAGACAUCCUACCUUCACUUCCCCACCUUUCAUGGAGAGCUGAAUGCUGACAUCGCUUUUCUGUUUAAAACAACAUUCUCUUCUGGGGUCUUUCUGGAAAAUCUGGGCAUCAAGGACUUCAUACGGAUCGAGCUGAGCUCUUCCACAGAGAUCGUCUUCUCCUUCGACGUGGGAAACGGACCUCUGGAGGUUCGCGUGAAGACGGGCCUCCCAAUGAAUGACAACCGUUGGCACAGUGUGCGAGCUGAGCGAAACGUGAAAGAGGCAUCACUCCGUGUCGACGGUUUCCCUACCGCCACACAGGAAGCGCCGGCCGACGGACUCAUCCAUCUGCAGCUAAACAGCCAGUUAUUCAUAGGAGGCACUGCGUCCAGACAGAGAGGCUUUCUGGGUUGCAUCCGUUCUCUGCAGCUGAAUGGCGUCACUCUGGACCUGGAGGAGAGGGCAAAGAUCACUCCAGGAGUUCGACCUGGAUGCCCGGGCCACUGCAGCAGCUACGGUGGGCUCUGCCAGAACCAAGGACACUGUAUGGAAAAAAACAACGGGUUCUCAUGUGACUGCAGCCAGUCUGCCUUCACCGGAGCCUUCUGUCAUGAAGAGGUUUCAGCUGCCUUUAAGUCAACAACAUCCAUCACCUAUAUCCUCAAGGAGCCAAAUGAGCUGAGCGGGAAAAAACCUGGCACCCUACCCCCAUCUAUCCAUUCAGAUAUCACGCUGAGAGGAGAAAACAUCUCCCUGAGCUUCAGGACCAGUCAGACUCCUGCUCUGCUGCUCUACGUCAGCUCUUUCUACAAAGAGUACCUGAUGCUGCUCAUCAAUGAACGUGGUGAGCUGGAACUCAGGUACAAGUUGCACAGCAGCAGGGAUGUAGAGGUGUUCAGCAGCAGAGUCAUGAACUUAGCUGACAGGUGUCUGCACGCGGUUAUUAUCAGACGACAGGCAGAGGCCGUGUCUGUGCAGAUUGACCAGAAUCCAAGAGAGGACUUUAACCUGACAUCUGAUGUGGAGUUCAACAGCAUCACAUCAGUCAUCCUGGGCAGAUUGCAGGAGACUGACGGAGUCGACGCAGAGUCGGCCUCUCUCGGGUUCACCGGCUGCCUGUCAGGCGUUCAGUUUAACUCCAUCAGUCCUCUUAAAGCUGCUCUGCUCCACGGUGACAGCCGUGUCGUUGUCACUGGCCUGCUGGUAGAAUCAAGCUGCGUUUCCUCCUCUCUGGCUGAUCCCUACGCAGCGGAAACCACACACUCCUUAUCAGAUCAGCCUGGCUCAGGAGAUCCGGGUCAGCCUUUAGUCAAUGCCAUCAGGAGCGACUCGGCUCUAAUUGGAGGUGUGAUUGCGGUGGUGAUUUUUCUCACGGUGGCUGCAUUAGCGAUCAUGGCCAAAUUCAUCUGCAGCAGGAAAGAGACGUAUCGGGACCGGGAAGUAAAAGCUGCACAGCCCGAAGAUUUCAACGAGUUCCCAUUCAGCAGCCAAGCGGACUCUCUGAGCAUUCCCAGUGAAAACCAAAAGGAGUUUUUUAUUUAAGAGCAGACCUGUCUCACCUGACAGGACAGAAUCGGUGCUGCUGACUUGACUUUUUCUGUUUGUUUUGUUUGGAAAUAUUGCAGAGUUUGUGAAAAGAACUGGCAAAUUUGUUGGACUCCGUCCCCCUAAAUGGAAGUCAGUGAAGCGUUUAUUUUCAUGUAAAUAGUUAAAAUGUACAGCAGAUGGUAUUUUGUGUGCUUAUGAUUACAUUUCUCUGGCACUCGGAAAUAUUCAAAUCUACUAGAGACGAUGGAGGAUAGACACGACCAUUAAAACAGAAACUUUUGUGCUUGAUUUAUAAGAAGCACUUUUCUAUGAGGAAAAUGAACCUUUGAAAUCUGAAAUUUGAGACAUCAGAGCUAUGAAAACACAUCACUUUACUAGAGUCACUUCAGUCCCAGAAUGAUAUAAAAUCCAUUUCCUUGUAGUGAAAAUGAUUCCAGCACCUGCUGUAUAUAUGAAUACUAUGUUAAAACCUCUAAAAGUUCGCCUCUACACUUUGUCACUGAGUUAGUCGGAUACCUUUUAUGCUACGUACUGUGGUUUUUCUCUA